Pteropus alecto (black flying fox) is the source of this 960-nucleotide messenger RNA. RefSeq names its product free fatty acid receptor 3 (gene FFAR3). The record is from RefSeq and is a predicted model, not a curated record. Gene Ontology annotation, cellular component: plasma membrane. Gene Ontology annotation, molecular function: G protein-coupled receptor activity. Gene Ontology annotation, biological process: cellular response to fatty acid; G protein-coupled receptor signaling pathway. NCBI's taxonomy places the organism in Eukaryota, Metazoa, Chordata, Mammalia, Chiroptera, Pteropodidae.
AUGAGGAAUGGCCAUCACCAUGGACACAAACCAGUACCUCUUCACCUUCCUGUGGGACUCUCCCUCAACCUGGUAUCCCUGGUGAUCUUCGUGGGCAAGCUGCAACACCACCCAGUGGACAUGGACGCAUUCUUGCUGAAUCUGACUCUCUCGGACCUGCUCCUGCUGCUCUUCCUGCUGUUCCACAUGGUGGAGGCAGCCAACGGCAUGCGCUGGCCCCUGACCUUCAUCUUCUUCCCUUUCUCCAGAUUCCUCUUCUUUACCACCAUUUAUCUCGCUUCCCUUUUCCUGGAAGCUGUGAGCAUCGAGCGCUUCCUGAGUGUGGCCUACCUGCUGUGGUACAAGGCCUGGCCAAGGCUGGGACAAGCUGGCAUGGCCAAGGGGGCCUACUGGCUCCUGGCCGCUGAGCUCUGCAGCGUGGCCUACAUCACCGAAUUCUUGACGAACUCCUCCCGCAGUCAGGGUACCAAAGGCACCUGCUACCUGGAAUUCCAGGAGGACCAGCUGGCCGUUCUCUUGGCCGUACAGCUGAAGAUGGCUGUGGUCCUUUUUGGGGUAACCCUAUCAUCCAUCGCCAGCUACUGCUACCGCCUGGUGUGCAUGCUCAAUAGGGGAGCCAACCAUUGCCAUCAGAAAAUGGUGGCAGGGCUAGUGACAGCCACACUGGUCAACUCCUUCAUCUGCUUUGGGCCCUACAAUGUGUCCCAUGUCGUAGGCUACAUCUGGUGCAAGUGCCCGGCAUGGAGAAGUUGCAUGCUGCUCCUCAGCACCCUGAAUUCUUGUGUUGACCCCCUGGUCUACUACUUCUCAUCAUCUAGGUUCCAAGCUGACUUCUAAGGGCUACUGGGGAGGCGGACUGGGACCUGGAGCCCUUGGAGGCAAAAGGGCAGGGUGGAACUGAAGGAGAAGCAUGAAGGAAAGAGGCAGCUUCAGGUGCUGUCCAAUGCAGAGAACAGGUAG